GCACUGUCGCGGACAUGAAUGGCACAUAUUUGGAGUUGAUGAGAGUGAUUUGACAAGCAGCGGAAGCCUCGCGUAAAGCUUUCCGUGCGCUCCCCUCGUCGAUUUUCACGGCGGCUGCCAGCUGGUAUCAAAAAUUCAGGGCGCAGGCAAAGUUCGCCUCCAGCAGAGAGUGUGUGGCUGCGUGUGUGUGCGUCUCUCUCAGCGCGUGUGUGUACAUUCAUGUGUGCUCGGUCUGUCUGUCUAAUAGACUGACCCCCCAGCACGCCGUUUAAAGGGAAGACAAGAGAGCUGAGUCAACGAAUCACAAGGAGAAGGAUGCAACAGUUGAUGUGCGCCAGUUGCACAGUUUUCUUGUAUUUGGAGACGGCCUGCACACACGGAGGAUGGUGGCCGUGAUUUGAUCAGAUGUUUUUGCUGCUUUGCUUUCAAACUCAUCUGUCAGAUAAAGCUAAAAGUUAAAGAGCAGAUCCUACAGAGCGGUCACAGCCUGUCCUCUUAUUGCCAGACUGGACAUUUGGACUGAAAUGCAUUUGGAGGGACUUCAUGCUCUGCUGGAAUGGAGUUGAAGCGGGGGAUUUCGGAUGGUCUGCGGCGGUGAUUAGCAGCGCAGUCUGCACCAAUAUGCAUCGGAUUCUGCAGAGGAGACGAGUACGCAGGCUGCGGGUCGUCUGGGCUUCUCUGGCCCUGGUGGCUCUGUCUCUGGCCGCAUGCAGCGCGCUGUUUACGGCGUGGACUUUGCGACAGACGCGGGACCUGUCUCAGUCCUUCAAGAUCCUGCAGGACCGACUCGAGCAGGUCAACAAACAGAGGAAGGCCAUUGUUCAGCUGAUCCUGGAGAAGAGAGAGCUGCUGGUGGGGCAUCGAGUGAAGAGAGAUGAGAGGACGUCGAAAGCAGGGAGGAGUGGAAAUGGAAGGAAAGCGGCGUCUCAUUUUGAGAUAACCAAAGUCUCCUCUCAGCAAGUGGGAGAAGGUGGGGUGAUCAAGGGCUGGGAAGAGAGGACGCUGAAUAUGAGUAAAGCGGUGAGGUACAACAAGGAGCAGGGCACCUUCACCGUGGAGAAAGCAGGCGUCUACUUCCUGUUUUGCCAGGUGUUGUUCAACGAGCAGCAGUCUCAGUACGUGAAGCUGGACGUGGUGACCCUUGGCUUGAGGGCUCAGAAGCUGCAAUGCAUGGAAGGCUACGGGACAACCCCCUCUGCCGGGCCGCACCCUUUCCACUUCCUGAAGCCCUGCCAGGUGUCCGGCCUCCUGCGACUGGACAAAGGCACGGAGCUGCAGGCCAUUACGGGCCCGUCCUUCAGACUCCACAGCGUAGGCAAUCCCUCCGCCUCGCCUCACGUCUUUAGCAUCUUUAAAGUUAACUGAAGCGCACUGUGGAAACUUUUUGUUUGUUUUUGUUUGUUUGUUUUAACGAGUAAACAGACUCAUCAGAGAACUAACUUGUUUUUGUGCGGACAAGAUUGUUUUAUAAAUGGUGAAGCUGUCAUAAGCGGUCGAGGCAUCGCUUAAUGCUACGGCUUCUUCCCAAAGACGUUAAUUUGAAAGACAAACCCUGACAUUUGGGGAAGCUGUUGUGGAUUUUUUUUCCCUCUGGACUGCAGAGCUGUUUUGGAACGCAGAUUUUUGGAAUAAAACCAAGGCCCGCAGUGAAUGUCUGCCGAGGGAACAGAUGUGAUGGGAGCUGUUCUGUAGAUAAAGGGCUUCAUAUAAAAAAGAAGAAGCAGAAGAAAACUCCUUGGAUGUUCAUCUUAGCCUGUGUAUUACGCUAUAAAUUGUGCUUAAACUCUUUAUAAGACUAUGAGUAAAGCUGUGCAUGCACCUUCCACUUCCACAGCUGAGAGCACAUCUGCAAGCGGCCUACACGAGUUGUCAUAUAUUUUAUACAAUGUAGCGUCAGUGUGUAUGAAAUCUUACAAAUCAAUUUUGUUUCUGUUUAUACUGAUUUUAUAAUAUCAAUGCAAGCAUUUUCUUUAAAUACUUUGGAUAUAUUUUACACACAUUUUACAUUUUAUCAAGGAGAUGGUUUGGGCGGUGUUUUAAAUGCCAUGGAUGUGAAUUUGUUAUCUUUUUGUAAGGUUAAAAUGAUUGUUUGUAUACUUUGUUGUGCAAGUUAUACCGAGCGAAGCAUAGAGCUUUAAAUAUAGCUUGUCCUUACUCCCUCUUCUUCACCUGAUUGAUGACCAUUUUUCAAGAAAUAACCUGAUAAAACUGUUAAUUAUUCAGCCAAAAUACAGAUAAAGCUGUAUUAUAAAUGAAGUUAA
Maylandia zebra (zebra mbuna) is the source of this 2261-nucleotide messenger RNA. It is a transcript of the gene tnfsf12, whose product is annotated as TNF superfamily member 12. The record is from RefSeq and is a predicted model, not a curated record. Gene Ontology annotation, cellular component: membrane. Gene Ontology annotation, molecular function: receptor ligand activity; tumor necrosis factor receptor binding. NCBI's taxonomy places the organism in Eukaryota, Metazoa, Chordata, Actinopteri, Cichliformes, Cichlidae. Gene Ontology annotation, biological process: immune response.